Molecule: messenger RNA, 1639 nt
Organism: Melospiza georgiana
Lineage: Eukaryota; Metazoa; Chordata; Aves; Passeriformes; Passerellidae
Gene: RBBP7
Product: RB binding protein 7, chromatin remodeling factor
Exons: 12
Coding region: 1-1263 (420 amino acids)
Biological process (GO): regulation of gene expression
Cellular component (GO): NuRD complex; nucleus; ESC/E(Z) complex
Molecular function (GO): histone binding
Source: RefSeq, a predicted model, not a curated record
AUGGCGAGCACGGUCGCGCUGGAGGAGCGUGUCAUCAGCGAGGGGUACAAGAUCUGGAAGAAAAACAGCCCCUUCUUGUACGACCUGGUGCUGACACACGCCCUGGAGUGGCCCAGCCUCACGGUGCAGUGGCUGCCUGAUGUCAGCAGGCCAGAAGGAAAGGAUUAUACUCUGCACUGGCUGCUUUUGGGAACACACACCUCUGAUGAACAGAAUCACCUGGUUGUUGCCAGAGUCCAGAUUCCCAACAAUUAUCAGUUUGAUUCUUUGAAGUCUGACAGUGAGAAAGGAGAACUUGGUGGCUUUGGAUCUGUGACUGGCAAAGUUGAGAUGGGGAUUAAAAUUAACCAUGAGGGUGAAGUGAACCGUGCCCGUUACAUGCCGCAGAAUCCCCGCAUCGUCGCGACAAAAACACCCUCUGCUGAUGUGCUGGUGUUUGACUGCACUAAACAUCCUUCAGAACCAGAUCCAAGUGGAGAGUGUAAUCCUGAAUUUAGAUUAAGAGGCCACCAGAAGGAAGGCUAUGGCUUAUCAUGGAACUCAAAUUUGAGUGGACAUCUUCUCAGUGCAUCAGAUGAUCAUACAGUGUGUUUAUGGGAUGUAAGUGCUGGACCCAAAGAGGGCAAGAUUGUUGAUGCCAAAGCCAUCUUCACUGGGCACUCUGCAGUAGUGGAAGAUGUGGCAUGGCACCUGCUCCAUGAGUCUCUCUUUGGAUCUGUGGCAGAUGAUCAGAAGCUUAUGAGCUGGCACACAAGAUCUAAUGCCACGUCCAAGCCGAGUCACUCAGCAGAUGCUCACACAGCCGAGGUGAACUGUCUGUCCUUCAAUCCCUACAGCGAGUUCAUUCUGGCAACUGGCUCUGCUGACAAGACGGUGGCUCUGUGGGAUCUUCGAAACUUAAAGCUGAAACUCCAUUCUUCUGAGUCUCAUGAGGAUGAGAUUUUUCAGGUUUACUGGUCUCCUCAUAAUGAAACCAUUCUUGCUUCAAGUGGUACCGAUUGUCGCCUGCACGUGUGGGAUCUGAGUAAAAUUGGAGAAGAGCAGUCAGCAGAGGAUGCAGAAGAUGGGCCUCCUGAGCUGCUGUUUAUUCAUGGAGGACACACUGCCAAAAUUUCAGACUUCAGUUGGAAUCCUAAUGAGCCUUGGGUAAUCUGUUCUGUAUCAGAGGACAACAUAAUGCAGAUAUGGCAGAUGGCAGAAAACAUUUACAGUGAUGAAGAACCAGAUAUAACAGCAGCUGAACUGGAAGCUCAAGGAAUGUAACUUUUCUUCUUUAAGGAACUAGAGGGAAUGACAUAGUAAUGUAAUUUGACUACUGUAUACAUAAAAUAAAGUCCUGAAAAAAACACAGAAAACCAAAUACCAAACCAAAGAACCCCAGAAUCACUGGGCAGAAGCCUUGCAUCAAAACAGGAAUACUCCUAAUUGGAUUAAGCAAAAAGCUUGUAUAAUCAAAUUGUCAUGGGAUACUCUUGGUUCUGUGGGCACUUUGAGCUGUUGUAUACUGUACAGCAGUUAGCUUUAGAGAAACUGACAAUGACUAAAUACCCGUGUCUGUAUUUUUAAAUAAACUUUGUGUAUUCUGUAAAUAAAAUGGUGAAAUCCUCACUUUUCACACAUAGAAACUGUAUAAAAAACA